This is a messenger RNA of Porites lobata, 21815 nucleotides long. Lineage: Eukaryota; Metazoa; Cnidaria; Anthozoa; Scleractinia; Poritidae. The record is from the annotation of a GenBank genome assembly.
GGCGCCGAAAAUGUGUAUUUUACCGUAUUUUACACUUUGAAAACUAAAAUUCACGAUCCAGCAGAUUUUGGAAGGAUAAAAUGGCGACUCUAGCCAGUUCAUCGCGCUGCAGUAGCACCCUGGCCAGUGUUUACUCCGUACUUUCAGGAAAACUGUGGAAUCGAGUUGUUAUUGCCGCUGUCGUGUACUGCCCCGUUCAUCAACACAAACGAUUCAUGUCGUCAAAGCCUUUGCAAGGAAGGACAGUGCGGAUCGGCUGUGCUUCGGGAUUUUGGGGAGAUUCAAUGAUGGCAGGUAGACAAUUGGAGCAAGCAUUUAAUCUGUUCUGAUGUUUAUUGUCACCACCGAUUUCAUGUAAUAGGUGGUUUUCAUGCCAUCUCGGGAGACACAAAUAACAAUGGUGAAAUGAACAAAUGCUGGUGGACAAACAAAGCAAGCUAAUGAGCGAUCUUUUGUUUACCGUCCACCAGCAUGGCGGCGAUGACGUAAAGUGAAAACCACCUAUAGGCCAUUUUACAGUUAUGUAUGGAAGCAAGGCUGAGGGUGACCUUGUUUUGAUACAAACCUUCUUUGCUUUGUUAUGGAAAUUGUUCUUGAAAAAUACUUUUUAGCAUAAGAAUAACUUGAUUUACAUAAUGAAGCAGUAAGGUUUGUAUCAAAACAAGGUCACCCUCAUCAGUCUCGCUUUCAUGCAUAACUGUAAAAGGGCCUAUUUGUGACCUUCUCUGGGAAAACGUACACUAACGAUAUUUCGUUAAACGGUUAGACCGUUAGCUGUCCGUUAGUCAUCUGUUAGAUGAUUCAAUGAAAAUCGUUAGAGGCGUUAGGCAAUUCGUUAGCAACUCAUCCGUAGCCGUUAGAGCGUUAGUUGUAUCCGUUAGAGGUGUUAGUCAAUUCGUUAGCAACUCAUGUAUAUCCGUUAGAGCGUUAGUUGUAUCCGUUAGAGCGUUAGUCCAGGAAACUAAAGCGUUAACUGACGAUUCUAUUGCUUUGCUGAUCAAGGCCGCUGCCUUAUGGGCGCCCUGUCGUCAGAGGUUUCUACGAUUAAUUUUAUUCGCCCGCGGGCGACCGAAAUUAUAAACAAGGAGCCCGCAUCGGGCACCUGAAACUAGUGAUUCUUGCCAAACCCGUUUCCCAACGUCCAGUGAACGAACGACACAAUUCCCUACCCGUUCUACGCUUUUGAAACGAAAAAUUAAUAUCAAAAUACUUGGUCGUCGGCUGUAGGCAAAAGAUACCGACGAUAAGAAGUAAACAAACAAGCACACGUCUUGAAAUCCGCUUCUCUGCAGACUUCCGCUAAUUGAUCUCGAAUGAAUUGAAUGGUUGCAGGAAAACCUUCGGUAUAAAAGUCAUGACCUUCUUCCCGUCUUUUUGCCUUUAGAAACGUUGCUGUUGUGUUUAUUUUUAAAUGAAAAGAUGCAAGCAAGCAAGAUCCAUUGUUGGUUAAUUGAAAUUACACAUGAUAUACCGGUAUGCAAAUUUUUCUUGCAUCUACAACUAUUGAUCAGAUUGUUCCGUUUUCGAUCUCGAUACGAACGGUACACUCAGUUGACUCGGAGAUUUCUUAGAUCAUUUAUUCAGGUUGUAUCUAUGUCCUUCUCCUUUUUUGGUACGUUUUGUGGCAAUUUCUUUUUAAAAGAUAGACUUAGACGAAAUAAAAGAAUUGUGCAAAAAGAACUUUGUAAGCGUUUUUUAGGAUUUAUUUUCAACGUUGAAUUUUUUUUUCUAGAGGACAGAUUGUAAUCGUUUUAGAACAAUGUCGAUAAUAAAAAAGAUUAAUGAACACACGAGUUGCUUUUUAUGCUGAUAUUGAACAGAGGCAUGGGCUGGGAAAGGUUUGGGAUUUUAAUUUUUUUUCCAUUUGAUUUGUAGUCCUAAAUAAUUGAGGCUCUCUAGUAAUUAAAAAAGUCUACAAUCAUUCAAUACAGCUUUUAUUCAUGUGUUGUCCGUCACACAACGCUUCACUGCGUAUUCAAAUUCCCGGGAGUCAAAUUUCAACCGAAAUUUGCAUAAAGUUGUUUACGAAACCGAUACGGCAUCUUGUUGAAAAACUUUCAUCAGACAUCGAGGGGCUUGCUUGAUAUAGUUUUUGGAAACAUUACAGUCCCAAGUCAAGAUACGUGUUUGCAAACAGUAGUUCUUGUCAAUACGAUGCAGUAGAAGUUUCAUUCCAGGAGAAAUUGGACGGCCUGUUUUGAAGCACAGUCGUUUCGAGAGCAAGUCGAUUUCGAUUAUUAUUUUACUCGUUGAUCACAUCACUAGUGAUUUUGAUGCUUUCAAUUUUCAGCCGUUUAUCGAUCGACAGCUGUACUUAAAACUUUCGCUCAAUACAUUGAUAACAACAAGAUGAACUAACCAGCUGUUAAUAGAUUGCUUAAUAGGGAAUAGCACUCAAUUACUUCCACCAAUUCAACUGUUAGAGCGUUAGAACAAAUCGUUAGAGCGUUAGAACGAACCGUUAGAGCGUUAGAACAAAUCGUUAGAGCGUUUGGACAAAUCGUUAGAACGUCAGAACAAACUGUUAGAACGUUUGGACAAACCGUUAGAACGUUAGAAAAACCGUUAGCUAUCCGUUAGCUAUCCGUUAGUUUUCUAACGAUAACGAAAUAUCGUUAGUGUACGUUUUCCCAAAGAAGGUCACGUUUUUGGAACUUAAUCAUUGUGCCCGGUACCCCCGUCCCCCCACCUCCUUCUUCCCCCAAAAGAAAUCAGAUCAGUAUAGUCCUGCUUAUCUCAAGAUUGCAUUGAUGUUAUUGAUUAUUGCUAGUCUUAAUAAAAGGAGGUUUUUACACUACUCAGUUGCUCAAGAACGGCUAUACACUCAGGGGUUUAGCCAGGAUAAUUUGUUCAGAGGGAUGCACAAUAGACCAUUUUACAGUUGUGGACUUAGUACCCUGGCCUAUGAGUGAAUGUGAGCCUGAGGUUGACCUUGUUUUGAUACAAACCGUCUUUGCUUUGUUAUGGAAAUUGUCCUUGAAAAAUACUAGUUAGCAUAAGAUUAAGAAUAACUUGAUUCACAAAAUAAAGCAGGAAGGUUUGUAUCAAAACAAGGUCAACUCCAUCCUUGCUUCCAUCCAUAACUGUAAAAUGGCCUAUUCUCCAAAAGCCCCUGCUCCCCAUCCCAAUGUCCCCAAAGAUGAGGUUACUGUAAGACUAAGCAUUUUUACUGUAUAUGAAAUAAAUGUAACUAAGUGAUUUGAAAACUUCUUUAUCGCCUUUUUGGGCUCAUUGACUGUAGCACAUCAGUCACAUUUCAUAACUUAGGGUUUCGUUCAACAAACGCAGAUGCGUGAAUCCCCUCUCUCUGUCAUGUUAUGCUGGUGUUGCGUGACAGAGGGGCUGGAACUGGACUGUCCCUUUUUAGCACUGUAAGUAUAGAGAAUCAAGACGUGAUACUGAGACUUGAGUCUCAAUUCUUGCAGGGAUUGAGAAUCAAGCGUCAACUCACUUUUGAUCAGUACUUUAUACACAUCAUCAGCCUUUUGAUAGAUUAAAAGACUGAAUUUAUUCCACCACAUUAACACAGUAACUUAUCCCUUUUGGUAUCUUUUUGGAGGUCCUAACAAUCCUUACUGUGAGGAACUGACACUAUUACGCUGAUUUAUUUACUUUGCAGCCCCACAACUUGUCCGCGAUGGUGACAUCAAUUACCUUGUAUCUGAUUACUUAUCAGAAAUUACAAUGUCACUUCUAACAGCGGUCAAAAGAAAAUCACCAGUAAGUUUCUUUAUUUCAAGGUAAUCAUUUUGAAAAAUAUCACACUAACUGUCAUUACUAUAGCCUUGAAUGUUUGGAAAGAGUAUACAAUGUAUUUAUUAUAUUGUGUUCACAUGUGCUUCUUGAUGAGUUUUUUGUGGCUUUUGUUUCAGACUUUAGGGUAUGCUCCUGACUUCAUUCAAGCUGUCAUGAAACCGCUCAUCAACCCAAUCAAAGAGAAAGGUUAGUCUCACGGUACACCUGUAAUAUUUUUAGAGUGUGAGCAAUGUCUUAUUUUCAUUGAAAAAAUAAUAGAGGUACUAUAUGCAAGCAAGAUGCAGGAACUGAAUGCAUCAGCCCAGAGGAAAAAAUAAGAGGCUGCUCCCUUAGCCAGAGUGAAUGAGUCAUGCAUUACCUUUUUGCUGGAGAACAGAUACAUUGUACAUGUACUGUUGGCCUGUGAUUGGGGUGGUGAUUCUCUUUUUGUGCCUCUCCUGUCUUGUGACCUCAGUCAUAAGCCUGAGAAAACAGCUGAUAGUAAAUUAAUGACAUGAACACUGGUUUUCCCCUGAAAUGACAUCUGAGGAAUAAGCAAGGAAAUUCCAUUCUGAUGACAUGUCACUACUCAGAUCUGGUCAUGGUCAUGCCACAAGGGAAAUUUGUUUCAACCAAUCAGAAGCACCAGUGAGAUCUAGGUAGUGACACAUCAUCAGUAUUUCGGCUGUGUUCUUCGUUAACAACUGCGUCACUUAGUGGAGGUAGGUGCCCAGGAUGUCCAGGGGCUUCCACUUUGGCAAAGCCUGCCCCUACACAGAGUUAUGCCCCCAUGGCUGGUAAACCUGCACCCUCCAGCCAUGAGCCCCCAUGCCAAUGCAACUAGGCACCCGUCACACUAAUUUAUCAGUGGAAAAAAAUAAAGGGGGGGGGGUAGGGAUGUGGGGUAAAAGAAUGAUCCUAAGGCUAAACGAAGAGAGUUGCCGCCAGGAAAUGCUGCACUAAGCACAUGGAGAUGAUGUAAGCAAGGCUGACCGUGCUUGAGCCACUGCACUGACUGCUGUCUGACAACAUGAGGGGGGUCGACCCAAAAAAAAUUUAGAAGGGUUUGUAUGGAGUUUUCUAAGCAUAACUGGGCUAUGACCUCAGAGACAAUUUGCUCCGAAAUGCUCAUUUUUGGCAAGUAGGCCUCUUGGACAUUGUUCUUUCAGAAUAUCCUGACAAAUCCCAUAAUUUCAGAAAUUUCAUUUUUAUGACGUCACACUUUAGUACUCUAUAGUACUGGGCUAUGUGUACUGGUGAAAGAAGUAAUAAAUAAUAUCAAGUACAUGUACUAGUAUGUACAAUCUUUUCCAUAGAUUAGGCCAAACCUCUCAUACUAUCUCUUUUAGGGAUCCGUGUGGUGAGUAAUGCUGGUGGGGUUAAUCCGCAUGAAUGUGCAAAUGCGUUGAUGGUCAUUGCAAAGGAAACUAAGACUGAUCUAAAGGUUGCUGUGGUUACUGGAGAUGAACUCAUGGGUGACGUUGAGAAAAUACGACUUAGUGGCAUUAAAGAUAUGGACAGUGGGAAGGAUUUUCCUGCCAGUGUGGAGAGCAUGAAUGCUUAUUUAGGGCAAGUAGUUUUCAUGUUUUGUCACAUAUAUUUUUACAAACUCUCAUGCAUAUAUAUGUACCGUUCCUUUAAAAAGUAACUAAAGAGUAUAAAAAUCCCAAAUAUGCUCACUGGACUAGUGUAGCAUUGUAGUUGUUUUGGGUGACCAACCACUGAAUGUACAUUUAUUUUAAAUUCAUACAUUUUGUAUGUUAUAGUACAUGUAAGCUGUACAAAUUAAUGUUGUUACAGUUUAAUCCUGUUGCUGUGCGGUUUUAAUUUUAUCUGUAGUUGCUUAUACAGUUGACUCCCGAUAACUCGAACCCUCGCUAACUCGAACCUCGCGCUAGCUGGAACCAAAAUAGAUUUCCCCUGGUUUUCCGUCAUACAUUUACUGUGAUUUUACCCUCGGUAACUCGAACCCUCGAUAACUCAAAACUCCGGCUAACUCGAAGUAAUUUUUGUUUCCCCUCAGAUCAUUUCUAUAUAAUUUUACCCUCGAUAACUCGAACCAUAUUUUGAGCCCUUAAAAAGUCGGGAAAAAACAGUGUAGUGCCUCCGAAGCAUUGAAUUUUGAAUUUCCCAUUGAAGUGUUGUAGGCAUAUAGGUUACUAGUGGAUCGAUAGUGGAGCCGGCUGAUGUUGUUUGUCACAAAUCUAACGUGAAAUAGCUUUACUUCUCAAAAAGUAAAAUGCAUGCUCUGUUUAGGCAACGUGUUGUUACUUUACGUUCUGAUUUAUAAUCUUAAAGUAUCUUUCAAUUUUCACUCAACAUUUCCACAAUUAAAUGUGAUUAAAAUGCUCACUGUGCAGUAAAAUGGUUUUUUUCCUUACUCCCGGCUAUUUUCUUCGAGCUCCCAAUAACUCGAACUCCCGAUAACUCAAACCUUUUUCGAUUUCCCUUGACGGUUCGAGUUAUCGGGAGUCAACUGUAGUAGGUAGUUCUGAUUAAUGCUGACUUUGUAGCUUCCGGUAAGUUUAUAGUAACCUUCCCAGUCAUUUUGAAUUAGAGCUGUCCCUAUUGCACGAGCCCUGGAACUUGGUGCUGAUGUGGUGGUUACUGGACGAUGUGUGGAUAGUGCACUAGCGCUGGGCCCGCUCAUGUACGAGGUAACAAAAUAAUAAAUUAUUUGAAAUAAUAUUCUAAAUAAUCUUCAUUCUGCUGUAUGGUGUAGAAAUGACCUUAAUGCCUAGAAUGUCGCAGGGCUGUCACUAACAGUCGGAGGCCGGGGAUUUUCCCUGGCUACUAUAAGUGUGAGCCCCAGCUACUUUGAUAAGAAACAAAAGCAAAAUAGAACCAAAAGAACUUCGUAGCUGGAUAAUUCCCCUUCUACUAAUGCAUACACCGACAACUUGAAAUUUUAGUGACAGCCCUGAUGUGUUUUCUGCAAGUAGCAUUGAUCCACUCUGUUGGAUAAAUAUUUGCCAAGGGCUGUUUACACCAUUGUAUUCUUGACUUUUGAACUUCAAGCUUUUAUGGCGUGUAAAUUAUGUCAGCACAUCAAUUUCUUCCUUGAACCCUUCGUUUGAAAUUCCUUUUAAUUCAAUCCAAACUGAACUUCCCUUUGCCUGUCAAAGACUGUAUUAUUUUAACCCUGAUUUUCCAAACCCCCUUAUAAUUUGAACCAGUUUGCUUUACCUAGAGUGGUUUAAAAAAUUGUGAUUCCACUGUACAAUCUUCUAGCACAGUGUACAUUCUAUCUAAUUAGGUCCGCAAAUUGUUAUUUAUGCAGGUUUGUGUGCCCCAUAUGUCAGAAAUAAGGUCUUUGACUAAAAACACUAUGAUUAAAGAGAUUUGUAGAAUACUGUUCAUACCAUUAGGCCCUAUAUACGGGGGAAUUUAGUCAAUGAUAUCUGAAUGAAGGUUACAGAAUGAUGUAUUCCUAAAAAUACUCCAACUUUUACUAUUUUUUGGUCACUUAUAGUUUGGAUGGAAGACAGAUGAUUAUGACUUGCUUGCUGCAGGAAGGUUAGAUGAUUCUUUUUGAUGAAUAUAAGUGACAGUACUACCGUAUUUAGAAGGACAUGUAGGUUGAGCAUGAUUGUCCGAGUGAAUGUAAAUGUAGUCCUGAACAGGACUGAUGUUGACAGUGACUGACGUUUCAAGAACCUGUGCGGUAGUCAUCGUCAAAGUCAAAGUGAGUUGUAUCAUGUCAAUGGAUGGUAUUAAAGUAUUAAACUCUGUUUAUUAACCUGGUUGGUCGAUUAAGUCGCGACGUUAUUGGUCAUCUGUCAGUUAAGCCAUGAUGUUAUUGGCUAUGAAGACUUGAAAUUGGUGCAUUUCAAUCUGUUUAUUGUCAGAGUUAAACAGUCAGUUAUUGUUAGUCAAGCUGUUGGUUGUCCAGUUAUUCUCUUGUAGUUUGCUUGCUUGAGUUUGUCAAUAAGUUGUUUGUAUGGUACCAGCACUGUUGACCACGAUUCAGUGGUAUUUUAUCUAAGUUAGUAAACCAGCUUUCUAAAGUGAGUUGUUGACACGUCAGUUAUCUUUUGUUCCUUGAGAAUCUACCUUGGGAAACACUGUGAUUUAAGGGAAACGGAAUAAACUGGUCUCCUCAGGGACCAGUCAUUUGUCAGCCCACAUAGAAAAUUUUGUACGCGUAUUGUGUACAAAUUUAUGAAAGUAAAUCUAAGAGUCAGAACAUUCAACGUUACUUGUGUAGGGCUCUCUUACCCUCCGAAAUCAUGAUUCAACCUGAAAUAUUUCAGGAAAAAAUGAAUAAUUCAUUUAUAAUUCACACGCAUAGAUGUCAACAAUGUAUCUCUUUCAUAAUAGUUUGGUUGGUCAUUUGAUUGAAUGUGGGGCUCAGUGUACAGGUGGAAUCUUUACUGACUGGCAGACUGUCCCAGACUGGUAUGAAGUACUCAACAUCUGUUUUAAGGUGAUGUUGCACGGGACAAUUCGCAAUGACGAUUUUUAGUGCAACACAGCAUUGCAAUGUUCGAACAAUGUUGCGGGCAUUCAAAACAAUGUCACAACAAUGUUGCAACACCGUGUUGGCCUAAAAAUCGUCGUUGUGAAUCUUCUCAUGUAACAUUACCUCUAGUCAUUUAUUUAAUAUUAUUCUUUACACCAUUGGCCAGAUGUGGCCGCAUUGGUAAUUCUUUCACUAGGACCAGCUGUGGAAAAUCCAAUUAUGUCACUUGUGGCAAAAGCACAUUGAACUCAGUAAAUUUGCUAUGUUUAAGAGUGAUAGGUGAUAAGUCACAAUUUUUUACAGACAUUUUUAUGGUGUACAAAUGUUUGAAAUGUUUUACGACUUUGCUGGGCCAUAGCUUAUGGUCCUUCAGGUCCUUGUCAAAAGCUAAAGAAAACCAUGAAAGGUUCUGUUUCUUUGCACUAAUUGGUAGCCUUCCCUCUUCCUUCCGAUUUGAAUGGAAUGUAUUCUUUAAAUUCAAAUUUUAUGAAUUUUGUAGUACAUUUUCUGUCUUAAAAGAUAAUAUUAUUUAGUUGGCGUCUCCAGUAAGCUCCAUUAGCGCUAAUGACACAAAUAAAAGUCUUUUUUAUUAUUAUUUUAAUUCUCAUUUAUUUCCUUUUUUCUUUUCAAAUUAGGGACAAUAUUGGUUAUCCGGUAGCAGAAUGUGCUGCAGAUGGCAAAUUUAUUCUUUCCAAGCCUCCUAACACUGGUGGACUUGUGUCACCAUCUUCUGUUUCAGAGCAGGUAACAAACGUCUUCUCCAGCUUAUACAGCAACAACAACAAAAACAAACUUUAUUGGCUAAUAAACACAAGAACACAACACUUGAAAGCCUGCAAUUAGCUUCAAGCUAUUCGAGUCAAACCCAAGGAAAAAAGAAAAAAUAUUUGCAAAAGUUACGGCGCUGUUCAAUGAAACGUCAACUCCGAAAUUUAAAAGCCAGCUUACAAUUACGUUAAUCGGUGCCAACAGUGCCAUCGAUCAUACAUGUAAUUACAAUCACAAGCAACUUACCUUCUAGACUGCAUAACAGGCGCUUUGUGAGCUAAGCUAGGUGAACGCGGCAUUUCGCGAGAAGCGCGAGACGAGGGGAGGAGACUACUAACGUUGAAACACAGGAACACAAAAAAUGGGUUGAAAACUGCCAAUCGAAAGCCAAAAACCAUAAACUUUUGAACACGCUGAAGUAAACUUCUGUGUUCUAAGAAUGGAGCUAUGCAAACGUUGGUUGUCCUUUGAACUUCAGGGUUCUCGUGUUAUUAAAAAGCGCAGUAAAGUAUUCAUCCAAAACUCCUCGAUGCACUCCGUUGUUUUGUAUUAAAUCUUUAGGACAAGGAGGGUCCUAACCUCUUGCCUCCCAUGCCUUGCUUUCCCAACUCCUGCCCCAGCCUCCUCCCUUUCUUCCCUCCUCUCGUGGCUCCCGUACUCCUCCCACCCCUCCCCCUCGCCACUGUCCUCCCUUGUCAAUAAGGGUUGCUGCUUACGUACUACUUUCUCAUACCUGAUUGGCUUUUUCCCUGCAACUCAGUAACACUCCAGAAAUAUUUCUGGCGUUCAUUGUUUUCUGAGUAUCACAGUCACAAAUAUAUUACAUUUACUGGUCCUACAAUUUUGGACCUUACGAAACAGCACUGUCGCAAUAAACGAUCGAUGAUUACUCAGUCCUGAAGCCUGAACUCCUGUGAUUAUGAAUAUUACAUUUACUUAUGUAUGUUAUUUGUCUGAUAGCUUGUUUAUGAGCUUGGAGAUCCUGCUAGGUACAUCCUGCCUGAUGUAAUUUGUGACUUUACGCAAGUUAGGCUACAAGGACUUAUUGGUAAGUCUUUGUUCCAUAAUGGCGUCACUGACUGCGACUUGUCAACACGGGCAACGAAGUUUUUCAGAAAAUAACUGUUCUAAGGAGCAAAUAUUGCGUAGAAAUUUAAAGGCUAAAAAAGGGUAAAAAUAAACGCUAAACAUAUCACAGUAGCUAACAAUCUCAGAUGAGACGAAAAAGCAACCUAAAACUUUCGUAACGACCAAAUUUCCCCUAAGACAUCCGAAUAGAUAAUUUUUUGAGAUGUACCGUAGUUUUUAGGGUUGUUACAAAUUAACCAAACAGUCUUCUAAAGCGCAGAAGAAACCAGUUGAGACAUUUCUGACAUAUUCGGAAGCAUUCGGUUGUUAGGUGUCGCUGUUUUCAUCUCAUUUGGAAUCGGUCCGUGAAAGUCAGGAAUUUAGACGUGAGCAUUGUUCAUUGUUUCGUUAAAAAUGUCUCAUUUUUUGUCAGUGUAUCUUUGUUGGAAAUUUUAGCUGGUUAAUUAUGCUGUAACCCAUCCACCAAAGAAUUAUCUGUGAGACUAAAGCUGGUCAGCAAAAAUAGAUACAUUGUACAGUGAAACCCCACCUUACGGCCACCUCGGUAAUACCGUCACCUCGUUAUUACGGCCACCAUUUUUUGGCCGCCUGGCAAAAACCGCCAUACAUUUUCUUGUAAAAAAAGACCCUCGUUAAUACGGCCACCCCGUUAAUAUGACCAAAUUUUUUUGGCCCAUUGGUGACCGUAUUAACGGGGUUCCACUGUAUAUGAACAGCAAAGGACCGGCAUAUACCAGAGUAUAUAAGGCUCUUAGAAUGCGCUACCAUCAGUGAAUAGACUGUUCACAGUUCCCUAUUUUUUCAUGAGAUCGUCGAGAUAUCAGCGCGUCCUACCAUUAAUGGCGGCCAUAUUGGUUUUCAAAUGUACUGAGGAGGCACGCGUCGUGGAUUAUAGCUCUCUUUCUCCCAAACCUCCCCCUGCCCCCUUAGUAGUUUUGACACUGAUGCAAGAUGGCAAAUUAACGCAAAGCGCUUGAUCUCGUCGAUCUUACGGGGAACUAGGGGACUGUGAACCAGUCUAAUCAGUGAACAGCUUGUGCCCUUAGAUUGUUUUUGUCUAAAUCAGUAUUAUGAUUGCGUAACCUGUUUACAUUUGGUCCUGACUAGGUUAUGACGGUGGCGCUGUACUUGUUCAGGGAGCAAUUGGUGAACCACCUACAGACACUUACAAGGUAUGUCAUUUAGUAAUGUAUAUCAUUAGUAGGUGAAGUAUGAUCGUCCGAGUGAGUGUAGCCCUGAAUGGGACUGUUGUCGACAGUGACUGUCGUUUCAGCAACCUGUGCGGUAGUCAUCUUCAGAGUCAAAGUGAGUUGUAUCACGUCACUUGUUGGCAUUUAACUCUGGAUAUUGACCUGACUGGUCAAAAAAGGCACGAUGUUCUUGGUCGUUUGCCAGUUUUUCCCGAGGGAAGGGGGCGGCUGUACACAGGCUAUAAUGUUAUUGCCUUUAAUGGCUCUAAAUGUCAUUAGUGCGUUUCGAUCCAUCUUUCGUUACAGUUAACGGUCGUUUAUUGUUUGUCAAAUUGUCGGUUGUCCAGUCAUUUUAUCGUUGUCAGUUUUGCUUGAGUUCGUCAAUAAUUCGGUUGUACAGUGCCGGUGACUGUGGACAACGUUUCAGUGGUCUAAAUUGUCUGAUUCAGUGGUCUAAAUAGGCGGAUUAUCUGACGGAUAAAAUCAAACGAAUUAAUGGUCUAAAAUGAAACCGUCCUGUAACCGUUUGACACGACAGAUGACCCACCCGAAAUGGAUAAUCCUUCUCUUGUUUGAAAACGGUCGUUUUUAAACAAGAAAUGCAUGGAGAAAAGUCUGGAGAAAGCCGCCAAGACUGCAAAAUUCUAUAGUACGACAAAAUGUUUUAUAACCAUCCAGAGCGUCCUUUUCCUGUAGGUGUGUGCUACUUAUGCUGAUGGUUUUCGCGCCACUGCAGUUUGUCCAGUUGGAGGACCGUUUGCUUCACUCAAGGCUAGAAAAACAGGCGAAGCUCUCUUAAAAAGGUUUAAAAUUUACUAUUCAUUGAUAAAGCAUCAUAAGAAAAUGUAAACUUGUUCCUUCUUCGUGGGUUUUGACAAGAGAUCGUAAAGGGUUUCUUUGAAAGACCCGUUUUUGUAGAGGUUUUAUCCAGUUCCUGUGGCAUUUUCGUAGUCAAAAUAGGAGAAUUAAACCAUAUCAAACAUGGUGGAAAUCCCUCUGCUUUGGGCCGCCAUUUCUUUCAUUUGUUGACUGCGCCUCGCUUUGAAGCGCUGAAUCGCGAAAGCGAGUCGUCCGGAAGUCAACCAGUUCACCGCAUGGUCCGCAUAGUUUCCAGAGGCCAACGCCCCUAGACUCCCUCUCUGUCCUAUUACGAGAUCUUGUUUUGGCUUUCAUCUGUUUUUAACGUUUAGUCCCUUGGAGAUUUCUGGUUCUAUACUCAAAUCGAAAUGAAUAUUAAACCUCUCCCCAAAGUUGGUCAUAGAGGAGUGUAAUGUAAUCGCGCGUGUUAUGUUCUUAAAAAGAGAGGCCUAAGAUUCUGGGACUAAAUGAGCAGGGAGAGAAAAGACCGUAAAUCUUAUGUCGUUCUCUCUAAAAGGACAAGAAGGAUGUUUAAAGAAUUAAAUCUGGAUGAUUACACAAGAACUCAUAUUCAGGUACUGAAUAGCUUUCCAAGGCUGCCUCAUUUAAUUACAAGUUACAUACAUACAUUACAUACAUACACUGUUUGCAGGUAGCCAUUAUGACACCUGAAGGAGGAUCAUGAGGUUAUCCCUAAAUUAAGAUCUCUCCUUACAGAUAAUCCACCCAGUCCAGGAAAGGUUGGCCACACCAGCAGGGCCUGGUCUACGUCCCCUACUCUUUUCAAACAGUGGUAUGGGUUCUUUUACGUUCCACAAGAACCAGAUGAGUGAAAGUGCUGUGAGACGGGACCCACGGCUUUUCGUCCUUAUUCGAGAAAUCGCUAGUUAAGUUCGCUGCGGAAAAGCCAUUACAUUGUAAUCACAGAUAAAAAAGAUCACUGUUUAUCUAGUUUCGUACCAUUCUACAAGCCUUCAAAGUCCAGCCGAUUUUAAGGAAAUUCUCCUCCAUAGAUUGUAGAAAUUCAAGAUGGGCCUAUCUUGCCUGCUCGGUUAGCCAACCAGAGCACAUGAUUCGCUUCAUCUUGCCUGCUCGUGGAUUUAGCCAUGUAAUAAAUCGUAGAUAUUAUAAGAAUGGACCUCUGACGCGAAGGUUCCUCUGACGGUCUUCAUCGACUGUCAAUAGGGAGCUUAAGCAAAGGCGUUUUUGAGCGACGCACUUCAACCUGAAGUAAGGCCUUCUAUCAUUUUAUGUGCCUUGACACUACCACAUUUGUUUACCCUUAUACAGAGAAUUUGCCCGAAAAUUUUGGCAGGAACAUUGCCUUAGAAUGAAAUAAGUCCACUUCCGGUUGACGGUUGUCGCUCAAAAACCCUUGAGCUGAGUGGCUGACCUCAGUUUGGUCACCUGACCAGUCCACGUAGUAUGUUAGAAGUAUGUGAGUAAGCGGUUUUUUCUGCUUACCUUUGUUCCAUGUUUAUUGAAUUUCCUCUCUUGUAAACUGCCUGGCCUUUCAUUUAGGUGAUAGGCUCUGAACAAACGUAUGGAAAACAAGCCUUUCCUGGAGUCAUGACCGCAGUGAGUACACACAUAAUUCAUAAAGACGAUGUUUUCAAAAAGCAACUGAGUAUGUUGAUAAUUCGUAAAACUAUAAGACAAGGCGUGGUCACAGGGUGGUAGAUUUUAAAUCUGUAGGUCUCGGGCUGAGGCUAACAACUACUAGAUCCCACAAUCUGUUUGUUUCUUCGCAGCUUUGCUUGAAAAAAUAUAUGACUGUUUGCAUCUUGUCAUUUCUAACUUCUUAUGUUCACUUGAAAUAUUUGUUUGUGACAUUUGCUCGAAAUGUCGAUAGUGCCAUAAAUUCUACAUUUUACAGAGAAUUACAACAAAAAACAAACAAAAAGCGAGCAGCAAACAAACACCACUAGAUGUAAUGACGGAGAAUAGACACAGGCUGCAGCUACUUCUUGUCAAUCGCCAGUUGGUUCCUAAAAAACCACGCCACUUUUAAUUUUUAUCUUGCUGGUUUUACAAGUGAGAGGAAGACACUUCCAAAAAGGCAGUUAAGUAAUUUAAAACUAAUUUGUCUACUGACUUUAUUGAAUAUAAGACUCCUAGGGAAGCAGUAUUAUGGCUGGCAGCUCAUCACCAUCAGAGAAAAGCCCUUGAAUUGUUUGCGAUGGAAAUAGCCUCUGCAGGCACUAGCAUGGGUUAGUACAUGUAUAUAUGAAUUAGAAUGAACAGGCAACAAGUUUGAAGUUUAUGGUCGAUGUACAAUUUUACGUUUAAUUUUACAUUUUCCUUCUUCCGUGCCUUAUCCCAACUGCUCCCCUUUUUGACGAACGCCUUAUUCCUCCUUAAUUCCCUCUGAGUAUUUUUUUGCUCUAAUCACAUACGUCACAUACAGGUCGCCCUCUGCCAACGCGUUGUUUCUCAGAUAAGCAACUUUGCUCCACAGACCCUCUCAAGGUGUAUAUAAAUAGUUACCACCAAUAUGAUAACUUGGGGGAUAAUUCUGGGAUGGAUCAGGGUCCCAUCCAUGGAGGGAACAUGAAUAUAUCUAGGUGCUUCAUGCGUUCGAAAACGGGACAGGCUUCGGUCGAUUGACUCUCCGUGGCGCGCCCUUUGUUACACUCAUUCUGACUCCACUAACACGAGACAUUCAAUGUGAACAGUUUAUUUAGGAUGCGUCAGUCAGUCACCUGUUGUAGAUGUUUAGUUACAUCAAUGUUAUACCUAUAGCAAAAUACUGUUACAUGUUCUAGGCUAUAACGUAUGCUACGCCAGAUACCAAAAAAAAAAAAACACUAAAAAACCGCCCUUGAGAAGUGACCAAAAAAUGGGUGGAAACGUAGUGCCCCACUAAUGCAGUGGCACAAAACCCUGGGAAAGGGUUUUUAAUAAGUGAAAGACAUAAAACGGUGAAUACCUUGUUACACAGACUACUCCAAAAAGAGACUAAUUUCAAAAGAGUGUAGGACCAAAUGCCUAAUUACAUGAAUUAUAUACCGAAAUAAGGUUAUUCCUAAAACAUACAGAUCCGAACACGAAAGAACAUCGAGAAGUUUUUGCAAAACAAAACAAAAACGACCACGACGACGGAGCUGACGUGGAAUGGCUCAAAUCUGAGCCAAAACCAUAAAUACUCCGAAACUAUCCCACAAGCCCUUGCGCCCCUAAAACGUUACCGUCAGAAUAAUAAUUUCUGACUAACUCGUUCCCAUGUCUCUCAAACGUAAGAAAUUACAUUUAUCGUUAGCGAGCCAUUGUUUGAAAUUAUCUAUGGAAAUAUGGAAAAUUAUAAGCAAGAUGCAAAUUCGUUUAGUUAAAUUUGCUUUCUUCCCCAUAAGUUAUUCGAGGCUCGUUGAAUUCUAGGAGAAGUUGAAGCUCGAGGUUAUUUUAAUAAUUUCAAACUGUUUGGUUUUUAACCGGUAAAUUGAAGGCUCUCUAUUUGCUUUUAUAGCUCCUGGACUGACUGCCAUUGUUGGAGGAAGACCAAGAGUGUAAGUAUAAAAACUUUAAUUCAGUUGAUCUCUUUGAAACCAUAAACUUGUAUGCAAAUUAACAGUUUACAUUCAAAUUUCAUCAUCAUAAUUAUUUUUGUAUAUAGAUCUCCCCUUUUGAGGCUGUAUUCUUUCUUGUAUCCCAAAGACAAAGUCAAUGUAAGUAAAUGUACGGUAAAGAAUCUUUAAAAGCGAUUUAGUUAUUUGAUGGUCUCUGGUGAUUUCUGUAUUAAAGUAUUUGUUUGUUUGCUUGUUAAGAUUUAAUGUAAUUAAAAUAAAGCUGUGAUAGAAUAUUAUUUAUUGUAACUUAAAAUUGUAGUUUUUCCUUCCUUUUCCUUUCCUUUCCUUUCCUUUCAAUUUAUUUUUCUUUUAACUGGUCCGCCUAGAUUAGCAAUUGCUAUUUUGCGGGCCAGUCUAUUGUAACCAAUAGUCUUAUGAAAUAAAGUUGAAGUUGAAGUUGAAGUUGGUCCUUUAACAAAGAGGUUUUGAAAUGUGCAAAGUUUCGGUUAUUUUCUUGGUGGUGUGGAUGCAGCUGCAGUCUGCAAGUGGCAUUACUUAAAAAAGAUUGUACAUACGCUGAGUAAUGCUCGUAACACAACGCCAAAGCUAACCAAGAAUAGUUUUUUAACAUUAAGUACCCCUUUCUCGCUAGCCCGCGUAUACGACCUUCUCUCCUCGCUCCUUGCCGCUAGAAACAUUUUGUAGGAGAGACGAAGUCCCAAGCGACGAGCGGCGAGGAGAAACGGCUGUAUUUGCAGGUUAAGUUUUCGCUCUUGCCUAGUCCCUAGGCCUCAAUAUCCCGCGUUUCGGGUCACGUGAUCCGUGUGAGUUUCCUGACUGUUCGUCUGGGAUACGUAACCGAAUUGCAUUGACGGGGAAGGCCUGGGAAGAAGCCUUUCGGGGACAAGGCGAGAAAGCCUUCACAAGUGAUGACCCUUGUUACUUUUGAAGCUUCUUGCUUGAACUCAGUCAAACUCCAAACAAAUUGCAUGGCUAGUCAGUCGGAGAAAGUUAUGUUCAGAGCUUUUUCUUUGUACUUAUUAGAUUGAUAUUUACAUGAACGGUGAACAUGUGGAGACGAUGCCCGAACCUAAAACAGGAAAGUCACGUUAUAAACGAGAAAGAGAAACGACGAUACAGGAUGCAGCACCGAGGAUGAGUAAGAGUUUUGGAAAAAAUCUCAUAUCAUCCAAAACCGAGUCUCCCACGCUUACGUUCUUAGGGCUUCGUCACGCGUUCCUCCCCAACAGAUGCAGAUUUCAGAUUUUUUAUUUUUUGCACUUUUCAAGAGGUUACUACAAAAAUUACAAUACAUUACAAAAGUAAGAAAAAAUAAAACAAUAAAUUACAUAAAUCAUCAGAGGUGAAAUGAUCGCAGUGAUAAAAGGAGCUUAGGCUUUCGAAUUAGUCACUGCCUCGUGCAACUAACCGGCGUAGACAUUUACAUAAAACUGAAAGUAACGUAUAACGGAGAAAGGAAAAUUGAAAAUGCAUAAAGUCUUACUUACGAUUUGAAAUAAAAACAGUGGAAAUGAUUAUUGACAGUAAGGGCAGAGAAAUCAAAUUACCCAUUGGGGAUUUAAAAGGUACAGUUUUUAUUGCUUAUAUAAGUUGUAGAGGAGGUUUUUUUUAAGUUAGAGGGAAUGUUUUCCCAGAUUUUAGAUCCAACAGAUGCAAAAGUGGCAGCUCCCUAAUUAUUGUUUAUCCUAAGCUGAUCCUUGGCCGAUGAAAAUUAUGAUUGGAUACAACGAACGUUCUUUGGGGAGGAACGCGUGACGAAGCCCUAAGACGCUCCAAGUGGGAGUCUACCUAAAACCAUCAAAUUCAAAUAUUGUGGAGCACACACACACACAUAUGCACAGGGUAUUUAAAGUAAAGACGCAUGCGCAGGGUACACAAGUAUAGGCCUUAUUUAAAAAUACCAUAAUGCUCUUUGUUUUCCCUCCAAAAUGUGCAUAGGGGUUUCUGUAGGAAGGAUUGUAAGUCCCAAGAGAAAUUUUGAAGGGAAAACAAAAAGUAUUAUGGUGUUUUUAAAUAACGCCUGUUGGAGUUUAAAGAACCCAUAUUACAUAUCCUCUAGUCUUGAAUUCAGUAAUACGUACAGCCUGUGAGCCCUUACAGGUCUUAAGCUUUCGGAGGCCCAUGUUAGCAGUUUGAAUGACGGCCUUAGUCUAAUUCUCUGACGAUCUACAUGUAACGAGAGAUAAGAAAGAGCUCUCGUACUGCGCUCUGCGCCUUAAUACCAUGUCUUUAAAUUUGGUUAAGGGUGUGAGAGAUGACACUUGACAAAAGAGAGGAUUCCAAUCUUAAGCAGUUAUAGGAGAAAAGAAAUAUUUAAACACAUUUUUCUUACAAUAAGGUUCAAUCAUGUUAUACCUAAGGUUGCUCCUAGUCCGGUUUACUUUGCUAAAAGUAAAAAGAUCGCAGUUAUUGGUAUGAAAGAGACCAUGGAUAAAACACUCUUUUACAUUAGGGUUAAUUGAGAUUUUUUUUCUUUUUUCUUCGAGAAUAUCAAAUCACAGUUUAUUUGUUAUUAAAGGAACACUCAAUGUCCAUUUACAGUCAUUUGAUGACCAUAGAUAGGGUGCUAGUUUACUUCUUUAUUAGCAGAAGAAAGCGAAAGUUAUGAGAAUUUGUUCUCUGACCAUUUCUAACGAUAUUUGAUUUGUUGUUUCUUUUCAAAGGAAUGCCAAAAGGUCGUUGCACAUUUCCACUCAGCUCGUUGGCGCUGACAAGAAGCGGAGAUAAAGGAAACUCUGUGAACAUAGGUAGUACUAUUACAAUCAUAUUCUGUGUCUUUUUUUCGCUUGGAGGCGUCCGUACAUUCUUAUCUGGAUAAGGCGACAGAGAAAUGCUGACCACGUGAAUCACCUGAUCAUACGACACAGCAGUAGGCCAGUACCUUAAUCAUGCGCACAGGCAGGAAGACACUUUUAGGGUAUUUGCAGAGCCUCCCGUGUCUUAUUCAAAGAAAAUAAGAUCAGCGAACGAUUUGAGGGUUUUAUCGGCAACGAAAACAAAAGAGAGAACGUAAGCACUGGUUAUAGAAUGAACGAGAAAUGCAAAUACAGUAAGAAGAGUAACCGAGUGCAGUACUUGCAUUUCGCGGGAGGAGUAAGUUGAAAUUUUAUAUUGGUGGAGGUUUAACUCAUUAGAGUUGUACACCAACUUAAUUUCUUAUCUUUACAGGUGUGAUUGCUCGUCAUCCUUCUUAUGUUCCCUUUAUACGCGCUGCUCUUACCGAGGAGUCUGUAGAAAAAUACUUCAAGCAUUUAUUUCCCUCAUUACCAGAAGCAGGACGUUGUCGAGUAAAACGGUAAAGAAACUUCCGUUGUUGGUUAGCCUGCGUAGCAAGCAUUUCCGUGCGGUUUCGGAGAAAAGAACGAGGAACGAGAGUCAAAGACCACGCGAAAAAUGGGCAAAUAAAACAGUGGGGAGAACUCUUGUUCCAUUUUUCGCGCGGCCAAAACCGAAAAUCCUGUUCCACGUCGUUCCUCGGUCUUUCUUUGCUCCGAAACCACACGGAAACGCUUGCUACGCAGGCUAGUUGUAGGUAGACUUUGACCUAUGUUGGCGUUUAGUAUGUUGGUGGUUUGUGCGGCUAAACUCUUUCACUCCCAAUGUGCUUUAAGUCACUAAGUGAAUAAACUGAAAAAUAAAUAGAUAGUUUAUUUUGAAAAACGCUACAAAAGGAACGGUACUAAAAGCACUGCUGAAUAACUUUCUUUUCAAUGUUAUGCCACAGGAUUUUAUCCACGGCUCAAAAGAUAGAACUGCACUUAAGGGGUCAUCAGUUACAGCAGUUUACUGUGCUUGUUAUAGCUAUUUUAUAGUGCUUUUAAAACAACGGCAUUAGUUUAUUUUAUUAAGCUACUUUGUGGUCUUUGCAGAUACGAACUUCCAGGAAUCAAUGCGUUUAACUUUGUACUAGAGGACGCGUUAGGAGGUGGCGGUGUAACAUCUUUACGUAGCGAUCCACAGGUAAAAUGGAAAGAGUUUUUUAAGGAAUUUAGUGAAAAGGAUUUUCUGAGUGAUUGGGGCCCUUGCCCGCCCAAACUGCUUCGCGAGUCGCGUUGAACCAAAAAAACCCUCUAGUUACUGCCCUGGUAGCAAAGGAGAAUUUCAAUUUAUAUUUAUCGUACAGUCACGCCCUACGUGAUAUAUAGUUCUUCUUUUUUGUGAAUUCAUAACUUAACAUUCUAAAAAUCACAAGCACCUACAGCUGUUUAGGUGAACACCGCUUCUGAAUAGAUCAUUAGCUCACUUGCUGUCUCCCUCGCUGAUUGGUUGACUGGUGGACUAUUUGAUCGAUUGACUGAUUGAUUACCCUUUAUUACAACAUUGAUAGGCCUUUUGCACGAUGACAUCUUUUUACUACUUAGACCAGAAUUCAAGACGUCUUUUCCUUUCAUGAGGUCUCGUGAGGUUAAAAUAAUGAAGGCCCUAAUUUGCGUAAGAAAGCAAAAUCCUGAAGGAUUUCGGUAGUAGAAGUAAAAUGACGCUAUUGUGCAAAUGACCCGUUCAGGUACGGAAAAACGGGCAACAAAAAUCAUGCAACUUGUCUUUCAACAUUGCUGCAAAACGAGUUGAAUAGUAGCCUCUCCCUCCGAAAAAUAGCGUGCUAUUUUUCGGAGGGAGGUGAAGCGACGACCAGAAAAAUGCGUCUGCUGUUCGCAGGCUAGUUGAAUAGCGAUUUUGCGCGUAUUACCACCCACAUCAAACCUGUCUUGUAUCAAAAUUAGGUUGCUAACAGUUUUUAACGUGAGUGAUAAAACGCGCAACAUUGCUUUUCCGCUCAUUUUGCAACAAUGUUGCAAAACAAGCUGCACGUUUUUUGUUGCCCAUUUUACCGAAGCUUUAGUUGUUUCAUUGAUAAUGCUUUUAAAAAAGUGUUUGCUUGCGAAAAGAAGAAUUCUCUUCUAUUCCUUUUUCCUCGUUUUAUACCUUCUGAUUGACGGUAGCGAUUCUUUAUUCAUUGUCACUUUUUUCUCAAUUCAUUUUAAUUUUCAUUGCAGGGCAAGGCACUUGGUCAGAUGCUGCUAGAUUUUAGGAUAAAGAAUGUUCCCGACAUUUUACCAUCUAUUAUUGAACCAAACCUAUAAAUAAUCGUACCUCUUGGGCAGAAUUAACAUAAACUCUACUUGCCUCUAUUGAUUGGUUCCUCUUAAACAAGGAUCAUGGAGCUAUGGGGCUGGUUGGGCUAUAGCCCCACCAAUAGUUUCGGCGGGAGUUUUGUUGUUUUAUUUCUUUUGUUUUUGCAUUUACAGAACUACUUCUAACCUCUGUGCAACGCCAGCAAAAUUUUCUUCGUUAAAUGUACGUUUAUGUGCAGAGAACAUAAAGAAUGGCGAAAAAAAAUUGACAAAAAUUUCUCACGAUUCUUAGAAAUAAAUUCUUUUCGGGUUAUUUCAGAAGCUCUAAAUUUUUCGUGGGAGCGUGCCCCUCCCCCAACUGAUAAUAUGCAGAUAAUCUCGGCCCCAAAUCUUAAAUAUACUUCGUUGUCCCUGUUAGAGGUGGGCUAGAUUGACGUGGACGAUCGUUGGAACGAUGCAAAGGGCACUAGCUGCUCCGUAAGCUGUUUUGAAACUCUUUUGAAAUCCCUCUGAAAUUGGGAAGCUAGCCCUAAUGAUAUGUAAGAGCUAGCAGCAUGGACAGAACGCAGAUCGCAUUGUAUCAGUGUUGUAUUUGCUUGAAAAUUUCAUAUACCAUUUGGGCCGUUGGAAAAAAGGGGUAGACAAUUUCUCUAAAAAGAGUCAAAGCUACACCUGUACUUAUACACAGAUUCGAGUAAAAUCUUGGUUUCUGCCUUUUGAAUAAUUCAAUGUUUCGAAAGAUUAAACCAUUUCUAACAUGAACCUCUUUAGAAGGUUAUGUUCAUACUAUACCGGAUGGUUUUUUGUGCCAACACGAAAAGCUAUCCGAUGUGUGACUCAUCACUUUAGAGACCAGCGUGGAGCAGCUUCGCUCCAUUACAGAAGCUGCGCCGUAAAUCACUGUUCUUGUGUGUGAAAAGAAACCCUAUCCGGUAUGAUUUUCGUGCCGGCGCAAAGGCUAUCUGGUAUCGUGUAAAAAUAUCCCAAGCCACUUUUUGGUCCAUACAUUCAUUCUUGAUUUAAAAUCCCUGUAACAGCCUCGAUCAUUGGCUGCAAACGCAAUGGCAACUAAAUUGGGUUCUGCAACUACCAAAAACAAGUAAUUUCUCAACAAUAG